ACAUGCCAUCAGAGAGCAAAUAAAAAGCGUUGUAGUCUGUUUCUGCAAGUAACAAGUAACCAUAACAGGCCUGUCGGAAUAAUAAUAAUAAUAAUAAUAAUAAUAAUAAUAAUAAUAAUAAUAAUAAUAAUAAAUGUCAAAUCAAUCCAGACGUUGCUUUUCACUUCUGGCACACACCUCACGCAUGUAGUGAAAGAUGUUCAAGAACCGGAUCCGCAUGUUUUUCAACGAGCUGAAGCUCCUGGUGUUCAUGCGGUCCGGUCCUCGGCAGCCCGGCGUGGACACGGGUGCGAGUAUGCGGGGUCUGGGCGCUAUGGGUGGCUGUGGGUGGCAUGCGUUUUCCCACUGCACCGGUGACCACGACCACGACGCUGAGGAGUACUACGGCAGCGACGCAGGCGUGAGGCGGAGCGCGGCGGCGGCGGCGGGACUGGACGAGCGGGACGCACGGAUGCACGCGAACGCGGAUGCUGUGUCCCUGAGCAGCGGAACCCGCACACCUCAGUGCCGCAUCUGCUUCCAAGGACCUGAGCAGGGGGAACUGUUGAGUCCAUGCCGCUGUGACGGCUCAGUGCGCUGCACCCAUCAGCCGUGUCUCAUCCGCUGGAUCAGUGAGAGAGGCUCCUGGAGCUGCGAGCUGUGCUACUUCAAAUACCAAGUGCUGGCCAUCAGCACCAAAAAUCCCCUACAGUGGCAGGCCAUCUCUCUGACUGUGAUCGAGAAGGUGCAGAUCGCUGCCAUCAUCCUCGGCUCGCUCUUCCUCAUUGCCAGCAUCUCGUGGCUGGUGUGGUCGUCGCUCAGCCCCUCGGCCAAGUGGCAGCGGCAGGACCUGCUCUUCCAGAUCUGCUAUGGCAUGUACGGCUUCAUGGACAUUGUGUGCAUAGGCCUCAUCAUCCAUGAGGGUUCAUCAGUCUAUCGGAUCUUUAAACGCUGGCAAGCUGUCAAUCAGCAGUGGAAAGUAUUGAACUAUGAAAAGGCCAAGGACUUGGGGGAGCCGAUUAGUUCGAGCAGUAAAGCGACGGCACGUGGCUCACGCUCCAACCCUCACAGCCUGGGCAGUGGCAGCAGGAGGAAUCAGCGCAUUCGGAGGCUCAGGACUAUCCUCAACCACCACUGCGGCUACACCAUCCUGCAUAUCCUGAGCCAGAUCAGGCCCAGUGAAACACGCCUCGCCUCCAACUCCAACCGCGAGGUGGUCAUGAGGGUCACGACUGUAUGAGGAUGGGGGUGCACUCGCUCUGAGCUGCUGAGACACAGUGUGCAAAGACUUGUUCUGAGCAGCAGUUGUGUCCUGAUUCAUCAGAUGAUGUCUCGCUCUUGUUUCCUGAGCAGAGUGAAACGCACUUGUCAUAAGUGAGAAGUUUAACAUGCUAAAAAGGAUGAACUUUGGAACUACAUGGUUCAUAAAAAGAAACACACAAGAAAGAGAACUGUCUUUGUGAUCUGGCACACAAGCGCAUUUUUAUUUCAUCUCCUCUCUGGUGUCGUUUUAUACCACUCUGGUUUUUACUAUGUUUCAUUUUCUAAGGGCGUGUGGUUUUAUGAACAGACACUGCUGUACUGAAUAUAAUGGCUUGAAAAAAGACAGUGAUGUUUCAAAUAAGCAAGAAAAACAAAAGGAAGAAAAAAAACCUAACCAUAACCAAACCGUGACAAAAGGUACAACAACCAGGGAGUAAAGAAUUCUUUACAAUAUACCAAUAAAUACAUUUAACGAGAAUAUCAUGAAAUGGUAGGGUGCAAUAAGAUAAAAUAAAGGGAUUAUACAGAGUGUUAAGUACAUUAAUAUUUAAAGGAUUGGAUCUUCUCUGCAAUAAAGAUACCUGUACAUUUUGCAGUGAACUUUGCAUGAGGGUAAAGUUUUGUGCCUCCUCGACACGAGGAUAUGAUGAAUCUGUUUUCAUUUCGAA
This is a messenger RNA of Neoarius graeffei (lesser salmon catfish), 1910 nucleotides long. It is a transcript of the gene marchf9, whose product is annotated as membrane-associated ring finger (C3HC4) 9. The transcript has 4 exons. The record is from RefSeq and is a predicted model, not a curated record. Gene Ontology annotation, biological process: protein ubiquitination. The coding region runs from base 197 to 1219 and encodes 340 amino acids. Lineage: Eukaryota; Metazoa; Chordata; Actinopteri; Siluriformes; Ariidae. Gene Ontology annotation, molecular function: zinc ion binding; ubiquitin-protein transferase activity.